This is a messenger RNA of Vitrella brassicaformis, 4558 nucleotides long. NCBI's taxonomy places the organism in Eukaryota, Vitrellaceae. The record is from the annotation of a GenBank genome assembly.
CCAGCAUCCACCCGCUCUCUAAUGCCGAUUAGUAGUCCAUUGUUGCAACAAUCGACUUUGGUGCGCAGAUGCCUCUUCGUGUUUCUGCUCGCGGACGCCCGUGCUGUCGUCGCGCAGUUCAGAUAUACACCUUCGUGUAUAUUUGGUAACAAUCGGAUACGGGAUGGCGUCACAGCGAACGCUGACUGCCAACCAGGUGAGCUAGGGAAACCCGAAAAGCUAAACGGAAUCACGGCAUGGCUUUGAGUCGUUGCCUUUGAGUCGUUGCAGAUGUCCCGCCACCUGGUCUCCCACCGUAUGCAACUUGCGUUCCGGACCCACUUCUCUUCUUCAACAGUGACAAAGGCGAACAGAUGGCCUUCGGAGUGUGUAUUAAUGGUGAGCUCUCCGGUGACUCAUGCUCUUGAGCUGUCUCUUGAAAGUCCGUGUCUUGAAGAGAAAUUCGCCCAGGAAUGGUUUAAAAUUCAGCAGGAACUGGCCCUCAAUCCGUCCCUCGGCCGCGGGGGCACUCCCGUCACCCCUUCUGGGAAAGGGCAGAGCAUUCUCUGUGGAGCUGUGGACGAAAACGGCGGUACAUCUGCGCUUUCACUGUGCCCGGCUGACAAGCCUAUAUGCGCACGCUCUGGCGACCGACGCUUUUGCUACUGCAUAGAAAACCAACCAGCUCUGUCCAGAGAAAUCGGUAUAUAAGUACGCCAAAUGUUGGACUUUGAAUGUGUGCGUCUCAUUGUUUUCAGAGAUGUUCGGUCCAUUGUUGCCUCCCAAGAGUGAGGACACUUCUAUUCUUAGGGAUUGGCCUGGAUUUGAAAAGCUAUGCUGGCCAGCUUCCUUUGACAAGUGCAUCAACACGGUCAAUCCGUUCGCGCCGAACCGCGACUGUUACGAUGUACUGGAUGCCGCGGAGAUCGCUGAGACGAGCGGCGUCGACCCUGCAUUUCUCGCCAUUGGCGACCACAACAACAACCCAAAGAACUUCUCACAGCUUGUACCUGGGACUUAUCUGGUGAAAGACGUCGCGUUGGAGGCCUGGGCGGAUUCCAUUGAAAACCUGGGCGACACCGACAGCUGUAUGCGCAUCCGGGGAAGGAUGGAGGGCUCUCAUGAGGACUUCUUUGUUGACCUCUCGUGCAACACCACUGAAGGUGUGUCUGCUAUCGUGUCAUUCGAUUGCCCUGAAGUGGGCCUCUGCUCAGUGCGUAAUGGCAAUGAAUUCUUACCGGCGCUCGCAAGGAAGACACGGAGAGAGAAUGGCUCGAGCCAUCACACUUUCGUUCAUCCAAUAUAUGCAUGUCCAUCAGCUUGUUAUUCAUGGUGUGCUGAAAGUGGUCAAUGCCAGCGAAGCCGAGUGCAUCGGCAUCGAGGCACAAAUCGAGCUGACAGGGUGAGUGAGAGACGUCUGAAGUCUAGAGGUGGUCGCAGUACUCAACGUAUGUCUUCUACUUGUGUCUCUCUUCCGUGUCAGAGCUGGGUUGGUUGACGAAGCGAAUUCUACUCGUGCCCGCUUCGCCAACUACACAGCAGAGCAGCGCCUUACUCUAGUUGCCGAAGGAGAAGAGACGGGAUUCAUCACCACAAGGGGCAUCGCUUUGAUAAGUCCAGGUUUCAACUUUCCGUUAGGACUGCUCACAUUUCCUACGACGGUGCCCCCCAGCUGCCCUUCCUUGCUCAACGAGCGGAUCUUCACAAUCACAUCAGGCGACGUGGGGACAGGCUCGGUGCUCGUGACCACUGCAUCCGGGUUUGGCUAUGACCCCAACGAUAUUGAAGUGUCACGAAUAAGCAGGCAGACAGAAAGUGCGCAUGACCCUAGUCUCCCUUUCCGCCUUUGGUCUCCGCAUGCAGAGGUUGUUUGAGGUCGAGGAAGGCUCUGGCCGGUUUGCCAAUGAUUUCAACAAAUGGUGUCGUGAGGCGCCUCCGAUGAAUCGCAGACCCCCACAUGAAUUGGCCGGCAUUAAGACGCCUUCGCCAUGGUUUCCACUGUUCAAGACAGGCCAAAGCCCUGCCUUCCCGCUCUUCAACGCCCGCACGGUGGCACGCUAUUCAGUGACCAGCGCAUUUCACCCCAACAAGAUUGCUGACGAGUUCGGCAUUAGUGUGCACAGUCGAAGGUCUUUUUGUGGAAUUCCUGGCUUGAGGCGAACGGCCCGUCCGUCUGUUCCGCUCUUAGUUCCGUCCAAAUCCUAUGUGUCGAAAACGUGACGGUCUUGCCGCUGACUUUCAAGUUGGAUAACUUGGAGACCGGCAGCUCUCUCGAUCUUAUCCUUAAGGCACAAUUGGGCGACUUGCUUGACCAAGAGGCAGGAGGUAGGAGAGAGAAAGCAGCCUUCUGAACCCUUCCAUUUGUGAUCGCAUGAUGUAUGUGUUCAUGGUCAGUGUAUGUUGAAUGCCGAGGCCUUGUACUGCAGACUCUUCCAGCUGGCUUCAGCGAGCCCUACCUGAUUCCUGGCGGCCUCAAGACUGGAUCGAUCGCUGCUGUUGGACUUGAUCCUGAGGUAGGGACGCUCGGUGACACCGUCUUCGUCGAUGUGCUGAUCAAUGAGACAGACGGGUCUACUACCUCACUGAGAGACGAGGGGGUCGUUGCUAAUCUCUCGCAGCACAACUGCUUUGGAGCAAAUCAGACUGGGCAGAGAGAAAUCAACGCGACGGUGUUGGUGUACGAGAGGCUAGAGGAGGGCAGCCGGAGCAGCGAGGAUGUCAUCUUUCACACGGAGUGCAAGAUUGGCUUUGAGUGCUUCGAAGCGUGUUCCGGGGCAAGGUUGCCGGUAUCCAGCCCAGCAGCAGUGCAGUCUGGGACUUAUGAGCUUCUCGAUGCACCAUUCCAAACCAUCAGAUCGUCAUAUGAGACGAUAUCCGGCUAUUCGGCGCCACCUCGUAACUCUUCUGGAUGUCUCUCUAUUUUCGAUUAUCAUGAAAGUGAGGGAUGCAGGGAAAAAGGCUAUAAUGAUUCCACCUGCACGGCUACCGUCAAUGAGAGGAUCUACAGCUGUCAGGGCGAAUGGGGCGGCGUGGAAGUGAAGAUUGAGUAUGAUCCAGCAGCACUAAAGGGCACUUUUACAAAUGCCUUGCGCGAGCCCUCAACCUUCGCGAAUGUCAUCCUUAAAGGAGCCGUCGAGCAAGUGGAACCUGUUGAAUGCGAAGGUACUUGUAUGACAGUGUGGAUAGUAGGAGCAGUUGUGUGGAUAGUAUUUUCUGUGACUUCUUGCGUACAGGCAGCGUUGUCUUCAUUGAAGGUAUGACAAGCGGCUGCAGGAGGAUGCUUUUGAUAAAUGUGUACUUCUCGAAUCAUUGCAGGAAGCCUCCUUGUCGGAGUUGGCUUUCAGGGUGACUUUCUAUCACUAUCAGAGGGCGGGCCGGCCUUUGGAGAUAAAAUCAACACGCAGCUUUUUGAUCUUCUCGCGGCAGAAGGUCUUCAGCUCAGCCUUCCUGAAGUGCUGCUUACUUCGAGUAUGACAUUGCUCAAGGCUGAGUAUACCCUGCUAAGUCUCGCUGAAGGUGAGGCGGCCACUGUCGAGACAUGCUUCAAUGCAGAGUCCCGAACAAGGGUCACAAGUAAGGAUCUCGUCCAUGGUCCCUUCUGGUCUACGCUCGGCUCUCGGUUUGAAGUCUUCCUUUCUAACAGCCACUACGACCAGGUACACAGAAGUCUGCAUGUUCGUCUGUAUUAUCUCGGAUCUGCCUGCACAGAAAUAUCGAUCACAUCCCUUUCGCGGUCCACUGUUGAACGACGAUGAGCUUGGACUCAGGUCCAACACACUUGGAAGCUUCUGUUCGUUUGUCUGUAUGCGUAUGUAUCGUUGGUAUGCGGCUACACUCAGGUCUGAGUCGCAGAUCAGUGUGAAUGUGUCCGCAGACAGCAGCGCCAUCUGGAAUGCGGCUGCACUCUUUGGACGUCUUGGCACCUUCUGUAAACGGCCUCAUCCCGCAUGCGGCUGUAACCGCACUUUCUGCGAUGGCUUUUUCUGCGAUGAGAUCGACGAAGGCAAGCAAGAGAAACAUCGUGUCUCUCUGUCACUCUUUCUGGCUGUGUGCAUGUGUGUUUUUUAAUGAUGAUUCAAUGUCAACAGUCUGAAGUGCUGCAGCUUACAGCAGACAUCGAUUCGAGGGCUGCCGAUGACGUAUUUGUUCAUUCCAUCGCAACUGUGGUCUCAUCUUCUGGCGCUGACUAUCUCAUCGGCGAUCUCACCGCCCCUUCCUCGUUCGCCUUAUCGUGCAGCCGCAUCGACGCACUCGAUAUUCUGAAGAUGAGGCGCGAUGGAGGAAUAUGUUCACUCCGUGACGACUUUGAAGCAGACGGGAUCCAGUAUUACGUGAUUCGCACUGUGCCAUUGAGCGUUGAAUUUAUCAGACCGGAUGAUGGAGGGAGAGGGAACGUGGAGGCCCUUUGUCCCGUGGCAAUCGACUGCGGUAAGGACACAGAACACCUCUGAAGAGAACGUGCUUGGUCUCUUACACAUACGUGAAUGUAUAUCAGUGCUACCAGAGACGGCGCCACGGCCGUCGCUUUCCGAGCCAGCUGACGGGACGAUCGGACGACGGGACGGCGUCAUCGACUCUU